Molecule: messenger RNA, 5118 nt
Organism: Equus quagga
Lineage: Eukaryota; Metazoa; Chordata; Mammalia; Perissodactyla; Equidae
Gene: UBXN2B
Product: UBX domain protein 2B
Exons: 8
Coding region: 40-1035 (331 amino acids)
Biological process (GO): autophagosome assembly; membrane fusion; Golgi organization
Cellular component (GO): cytosol; nucleus
Molecular function (GO): ubiquitin binding
Source: RefSeq, a predicted model, not a curated record
CGCGUCGCGUCCGCAGCGGGGCCGGCGAGCGGGUGGAAGAUGGCGGAAGGCGGCGGCGCCCAGCCGUGCGAGCAGGACCGGAGGACCCCUGCGCCGCGGCCCCCGAGCGCGCGGGACUUGCAGUUGGCCUUGGCAGAGUUAUAUGAAGAUGAAGUGAAAUGCAAGUCUUCCAAAUCUGAUAGACCUAAAGCUGCCAUCUUUAAAAGCCCGCGAACACCACCUCAAAGGUUCUAUUCAGGUGAACACGGAUACAGUGGAUUACACAUAGUUCGACCUUCAACUGGGAAAAUCGUGAAUGAACUUUUCAAAGAGGCGAAGGAGCAUGGCGCUGUCCCUCUGAAUGAAGCCACAAGAGCUUCAGGUGAUGACAAAUCUAAGUCCUUUACAGGUGGAGGAUACCGAUUGGGUAACUCCUUUUGUAAGCGGUCUGAGUACAUCUAUGGAGAAAAUCAGCUGCAAGAUGUUCAGAUUUUGCUUAAACUGUGGAGCAAUGGUUUCAGCUUAGAUGAUGGAGAAUUGAGACCUUACAGUGACCCAACAAAUGCUCAAUUUCUGGAGUCUGUUAAGAGAGGAGAGAUUCCCUUGGAGCUUCAGCGACUGGUUCAUGGUGGCCAAGUGAAUUUGGACAUGGAGGAUCAUCAAGAUCAAGAAUACGUAAAACCGAGAUUGAGGUUCAAGGCUUUUAGUGGAGAAGGACAAAAACUUGGAAGCCUUACACCUGAAAUAGUCAGUACCCCUUCCUCCCCAGAAGAAGAGGAUAAAUCGAUGUUUAACGCAGUUGUCCUUAUCGAUGAUUCAGUGCCAACAACAAAGAUUCAGGUCAGGUUAGCAGAUGGGAGUCGUCUGAUACAGAGAUUCAACAGUACGCACAGGAUCCUGGAUGUUCGGGACUUUAUUGUGCAAUCCCGUCCUGAAUUUGCAAGUCUUGACUUUAUUCUUGUGACUUCAUUUCCAAACAAAGAGCUAACAGAUGAAAGCCUGACACUACAAGAAGCAGAUAUUCUUAACACUGUGAUACUCCAGCAACUAAAAUAACGUUGCUCCUAUUCAUGCAGUGGCAUGUAGGAAGGAGAAUGUGCCAUGUUAAAAGGGAGAUACUUAGAGCAUUAAAAAAAACUAAUGAUUUUUAUUAUUUCUACAGAUCAAUUUUGGUUUUACUCUUACUCUAUCUUCCAGCCUUUAGUAUAGAUGAACUUGGACUGGGAAUAGAUCUUGAGACAAAUAUGUAUGAGUUUUUAGUUGCAGGGCUGGCUUAUGUUGGUACCUUUUAAGUAUUCUGGCAAAACUAUUUGUUACAUGCUCAGUGUUAAUGUAACAACAUUUGUUUACAGAGAAAAUGAACAAAACCCCAAUUUGAUAAAUGCAUUUGGUAAAAUUUGCACUAAAGUUUCCUGAUGCUGCUUUGAUCAACAGCCAUUAAGAAAUCUUCUGAUGAAAUAAUUUGAAAUUUUUUCUGUGCUAUAUACUGAAAAGAGUCUGUAUUCUGAUUUUGAAAUACUUGAUCAUGAGAUAAUUAUUUCUCCUAUUAAGAUUUUACACAUUCUUUUUACUUACUGAUUUAGCUGUACUACUAGUGUCAAAAAAUACAGUUUGGCCUUGUAUUUUACAGAACUAUAACCAUCAUAAAUUAGAAACAAAGACAUAGAGGUCAGCAGUUCUCGAGAAGAUGUGUUAAACAGCCCUUUAAAAUAGAGUAAUUACAUUCCCUCCCAGAGCCUGCCUUGAUCACAUUCAUUUCUUCCUUUAACACGUUUUUCUAGGGACCUGCACUAUUUACUAAGCACUGUUCUAAGUGUUCAACCCAGAAUGUAUUCUAUUUCAGGACAGAACAAGUGUGGAAAUACAGGAAUGUAAAUUCUAUCAGACAGACUGGAUCUAAAGAAUUACCAGCAUAAAUGUUUGCAUUUCUGCAAAAGCCAGGUAUUUCCUGAAUGAGGUGGCUACAUCAGGAAUAGGAAAAGCUGCAGCUUGUUCCCCAAUAUCAUUUCAUCUUUGCUCACCACUCCUGCUUAGUUUUUUGUUGCUGCUGUAACAAAUUACUACAAGCUCAGUGGCCUAAAGUAGCACAGAUUUAUCAUCUUAUAAUUCUGUAGGUUAGUCGCUGGCAUGGGUCGCACGGUGCUGAAGUAAGGUGUCCACAGGGCUGCAUUCCUUCCGGGAGGCUCUAGGGGAGAAGCAUUUCCUGUCUUUUUAACUUCUAGAGGCCACCUAUGUUUCUUGGCCUGUGACCCCCUAUCUCCAUCUUCAAAACCAGCAACAUUGUAUCUCUGCCCUUCUCUGUCAUCAUACCUCUGACAACCUCUGGGAAAGGUUCUCUGCUGUUAAGGACUCAUGUGAUUAGAUUGGGUCCACCAGAUGAUGCAGGAUCGUUUCCCCAUCAUGAGGUCCAUAGUAACUGUAACCACAUCUUCAAAAUCCCAUCUGCCAUGUAAAGUGACAUAUCACAGGCUCCUUCUGGAGGCUCCAGGAGUGAAGGUGUUUUAGCCUCUUCACCUUGUAGAGGCUGCUGGCAUCCCUUUACUUGCGACCAUGUCCCUCCAGUUUCUGCUCUGUCCUUACGUCUGUUACUACCACCUUGCAUUCUGCUUUCCUUUUAGUGGGACCCUUGUCAUUACAUUUGGUUUACUGGAUAAUCCAGGAUAAUCUCAUCUCAAAAUACUUAGCUAAUCACAUCUACAAAAUCCCUCUUACCUUGUAAGGUAAGAAAUUCACAGGUUUGGGGAUCAGAACAUGAACUCUGGGGGUGUGGGGGGAGCAUUCUGUCUACCACAGUCCACUCCUGCCUCAAAGAUUCACAUCUAUCUUAAAGUCACCCAUCCAGAGGUGCUAAAAGUCUCAGCCUGUUAGGCAUCAACUUAAAGUGCGAAAUCUUAUCUGAAUCUCACCAGCUGGAAAGUUCCAAAUCUCACUUAAAUCAUGUAAAUCAGGUGUGAGAGGAUCUGGGUGUGAUUCCUGGGACACAAUUCCUUGCCAUCUGUGUUCCUAUGAACCUAGAAAAACAGUUAGCUGCUUUCAAAUAUAGUGGUAGGACAGGCAUAGAGUAACAGUUAUAGCCAUUCCUGUGCAAAAAAAUAGAAAAUAGAAUUAAAAAAGAAGCCACCAGUGCCAAGCAAUAGGAAUUCAGCUAGACACACUCCAUUAGGUUUCAAGGCCUGAGAAUCAUCUUCUGUGGCUUGCAGCACUGUCCUUGGCUUGUGACUCCCUCUCAGAGUCAUCUUGUCUUUUUCAUGAAAGUGAGCUCAUGUUUGCAGCUGAGUAAUUUUAUCAGCUUGUUUCUUGCCUGUGGAAUUCUGGGAGGUCCAACCAUCUUUCCUUUCAUGCUGUCUCUAUCCAUUUCAGUUUAAGAUGGCAACGUCUGCUGAUAUAACAUUCUCAAGAAAUCUGUGGAUGUCUGUAUGUUAGAGACAUUCACCCUGUUAGCCUGAAGGCCCCUCCACAGAGCUUUCCAGGAUAAUCCCUUCUCUACUUUUGGCUUUUUUUUUUUUUUUUUUUUUUUUUUUUUGAGAUAGCUGAAAGGAUCUGUGAGUUGCACCCUUAAUCUCUUCAAAGAACCUUUUGUGUGACUGGACUCUCAGUUUUUUGAUCUUUCUCAGGUAUUGGCAAAAGACUGUACAGCCACACCCGCAUCUCUUUGCCUAGGGCAGGCUUUCCUGACAGUGAAUCUCUUAAUUUGAAUGUCUUUUGCCACUGCCGUAGGCUAAGAAUUUCUGUCAUCAAGUCCUGUUUUCUUUACAUUUAGCAGUUCUUCCCUCAAUUUAUCUACCUCCUCUCACAUUUUACUAUAACCAGCAAGAAGAAAGUAUGCCCACCUUCCACACUUUGCUUAGAAAUCUCUUCAGCUGAAUAUCUUAAAUUUAUCACUUGCAGCUUAUGCUGUCCACAUAACUGUGGGCCACAAUUCAGCUAAGCGUUUUGCCGUUAUGUAACUAAAAAUCUCUUUUUCUUCAGUUUCCAACAGCAUGUUCCUCAUUUCCUCCUGAGCCCUCACUGGCAGCACCUUUACUGACCUUAUUUCUGCUAACAGUCUGUUCAUGAUAGUGUAGCUAUCUCUAUGGCAACUGAGGUUUUCUCUCCCGUGCUCCCUACUUCCUUUAAGCCGUCACUAGCAUUUAGCAUCCGUGGAACAGUUAACAGUGUUCAGGGCAACCUUGGCUCUUUCUGUCAUGCUCCUGAAAAUUCUUCCAACCCCUACCCACUGCCCAGUUCCAAAGCCACUUGUGCAUUUUUAGAUAUUUGUUCCAGCAGCACCCCACUUUCAGGUAUCUAGAAAAGUCUACUCUGCCCACUCACUGCCAGUUGACUUGAAUGUGCCAGUGGGAGACUUGGAAUUCACCUUUCUCUGGGGGCUCUGGUUAUUUCAAGGAGGUGCGUUCACCCAGGUUUUAGUACUGGGAGUGCUACCAGAACCGCCACAGGGUAGAAGUGUUCAUCCCACCACAGAGAAGACUUUUUCUCUGUCAUAACGAAGAGUGAGAGGAUUAUUCCCAAGGCUCCCCCUCAGAAUAGGGAGCCUUGUUACUUUCUACUAAUUGCAACCAACUUAGAGAAUAUGUAACUAACAGUUCAAAAAAUCAGUCUCAGUUGAAAAAGAUUAUCAAAGUUAAACUGCAUUUUCACAGGAGCAAAAUCGUCUUCCUAAGGCAAUAAUCUAUUGAAACAAAUGAGCAUUUUAAAUAAAAGGGCACUGCCCUCUUUUGGAUUAACAAAAUGGGGGAAAAAUUAAUCAAACUCUGUGAAAUUAUUUGAAAUUUUAUUGUAGUUUCUUUUAUCAAUUAAAUGGAGUGCCUCUAGAUGCACAUACGAAACGACUGCCAUUUUUGUAUAUAAUAGUCUUCCAGAACAUAGAGAUUUACAUUAAGAGAGAGAAUUAAACAUCCAGAAGGGGUGACCAGUACUUCCACGUGUACUAGGUAGUGUUUGCUUCAUUUAGAGUCGUUUUCCUGAAUUCUUUUUACUACUGCAGUCACUGUAACUUUUAAAGUUUAUAAUCAUCUCAAAAAAGAUGUUACAAUGAGCAGUUAGAGAACCAUGUGUGAGGUCAAUUGUUUUGCAUGAUGUAUGUAAUAAAAAAAUUUUAAGUGUCUGCUUACCAAUAAAGAAUGUUUUCACUGAAACUCA